AUGUAUACCAUCAUGGAGUCCGACCUUGUAAACGACUCAAAAUUACCCGUCCGGUUCUCCGCCAACAACACUGUAACCCAUCAUGUUAUCUUCGAAUCGAGCACCAGAACGGGGCAGCAGGUGCGACGGCAGCGGAUCGAAGAAAGUUGGGAAAGAGUGAAACACCUCGGUAGAGGAGGCUUUGGAAGUGUGUGGCUAGAGCGUUGCUCGAGAGUCAACUCUCAACCAAAGACUCGCGCUGUAAAGGCGAUCAAAAAAUCGAGUGCUUCCUCCCAAGGGAUAGACCUUAAGCGUGAAUUACAAACUAUUGCAAAGUUCUCUCACUGGAAGUACGAGGGCUUGUUUGUAAAAUCCUUCGGGUGGUACGAAGACGACUCACUCACAUAUAUUGCAAUGGAAUACUUUGAAUUGGGCGACCUGCAGAAAUGUAUAUUGCAGCCAUUACCGGAACGAGAGACCCAACAGAUUACGUAUCAACUCUUGGAGGGCCUCGAGAAGUUGCAUCUGGACGGGUACGCUCAUCGGGAUUUGAAGCCGGAAAACAUAUUCGUGAUCCAGAAAUCCCCAGACUGGUGGGUCAAAAUUGGCGACUUUGGAAUCAGCAAGCGUGUCAAUGAAGGAAACACAGCUCUUCGCAGCUUGUUCGGCUCGUCUGGCUACAUGGCACCUGAGAUGCUUGAAGAUACUCGCCAUGCACGCAAUUUCCAGUACGACGAAAAGGUGGAUAUGUGGUCCCUUGGUAUCUUGGUACAUUAUAUGAUCACUAAGACGCUCCCAUUUGACACUGACUCCAAAUGGAAAGAGUACAUGAAUAGCUCUCACUUCCCUUCGACAAAAUUGGCCUCGUUCAAAGUCAGUGAAGAGUGCCACAACUUUAUUACAAAGGCGCUUUUAACGAGAAAGGCGGCCAAUCGAAUGUCCUCAAGCAAUGCUUUGCAACAUCAAUGGCUGAGGGAUUUUAAUACAGCCAACUCGAACGAACAAAAGAUCGUGGCUCACGAGAAGUAUGAGCUGGCUACAGAAAAAGUGGAUGAGAAAAACAUAGAAAUCGCUUCGGAGGUAGCGUCUCUGACACUCAACUCGACAGAUGCCUCGGCAAGUUGGAGUGCCCAAACUGAAACAGAACGUUCCAUUCUAGUGCCCCAGCAGGCCCAAGAGUGCGCAAUCCAGGAGCAGACCCGCGCCCCUGCUGUUGAUGAGGGACCGUCCGAUUUUGACACGAAUCAAUGGACUUACUAUUCAAGCCCCGUCUCCGAGAAUACGCCAGUAAAACGCACAGAGCGCGUGCGACGUUUUGAAGAGGAAGAUGCCGAAGAUGCUGACUGGGAGGGGGAGGGAUCACGCUACUGGGUCGAUAAGAAAGGCUUGAACAAGCCAAAGAGAAAGAAAGCACCCAAACCGUCGCCCCCGGGCAGUGAAAGAAACAUUCAGCACAGCCACGGAGAAGAUCCGAUACAGAAUAAUACCAUCAUCACCUCGGUCUAUGAUGCUGACCGUAUUCCCUAUCCCCAAACACGGUCCAAAAAUACAGACAAGGAUUUCUAUCCAGAAAUGGAAGAGGGAGAGUGGGUAGAGCACAUGCGACGUUUUGAAGAGGAAGAUGCCGAAGAUGCUGACUGGGAGGAAGAGGGAUCACGCCACUGGGUCGAUAAGAAAGACUUGAACAGGUCAAAUCGAAACAAGGCGCCAAAACCGCCAGCUCCUAGUGAAAAGCAUAUUGCGCACAGCAAUCGAGGAGACCCGGCGCAGAAUUAUGCCGAAAUAAUUUUGCUCCCUGAAGCUGGCUGUGCUGCCUAUGCCGAGAAAAGGUUCGAAGAUGCGGAGAAGAAUUUCCGUCAAGUUCUUGGAAUCCGAGAAGUGCUGCUGGGCCCUGAUCAUGAAGACACAAUACAUGUUACACACUGGCUGGGCGUCACUACCUACCAUCUCAAAGGAAAAAUCGAAGAAGCAGAGAGCCUGCUCCGAAGGGCUCUCCGAGGGAGAGAGAAGCUGCAUGGUAAUAGGCAUGAAAAGACAAUGAAUACUGUAUUCUGGCUUGGACGAUGCCUUCAUAUUGAAGAGAAGUAUAAGGAGGCGGAGGGACUAUUCCAAAGGGCUCUCCAAGGGAGAAAGAAGCUGCAUGGUAAUGGGCAUACAAAGACACUUGAUGCUGCAUUCUGGCUUGGAAAAUCUCUUCAUUUGAGCGAGAAGUAUAAGGAGGCGGAGGGAAUAUUCCAAAGGGCUCUCCAAGGGAGAGAGAAGCUGCAUGGUAAUGGGCAUACAAAGACACUUGAUGCUGCAUUCUGGCUUGGAAAAUCUCUUCAUUUGAGCGAGAAGUAUAAGGAGGCGGAGGGAAUAUUCCAAAGGGCUCUCCAAGGGAGAGAGAAGCUGCAUGGUAAUGGGCAUACAAAGACACUUGAUGCUGCAUUCUGGCUUGGAAAAUCUCUUCAUUUGAGCGAGAAGUAUAGGGAGGCGGAGGAAGUAUUCCGAAGGGUUCUCCAAGGGAUAGAAAAGCUGCAUGGCAAUGGGCAUGCAAUGACACUUCAUGCUGCACAAUGGCUUGGAAGUUAUUGUUUUGAUCAAGGUAAAUAUAAGGAGGCGGAGGAAGUAUUCCGAAGGGUUCUACAAGGGAGAGAGAAGGUGUUAGGGUUUCAUGAUGAAGAGACACUUGAUGCUGCAAAAUCUCUUGGAAAGUCCCUCUAUUUCCAAAAGAACCACAAGGAUGCAAAGGAGCUUUUUGAACGGUGUGAAGAAGGAUUCGAGAAAUUAUUUGGUCCUGACUAUGAACAUACAGAAAGUGCCCGGCGUUGGGUUGGCAAGGCAACAAGAAAGAUUCGGCUUGAGAACACCUCGAAGUGA
Molecule: messenger RNA, 2838 nt
Organism: Penicillium manginii
Lineage: Eukaryota; Fungi; Ascomycota; Eurotiomycetes; Eurotiales; Aspergillaceae
Exons: 3
Coding region: 1-2838 (945 amino acids)
Biological process (GO): protein phosphorylation
Molecular function (GO): ATP binding; protein kinase activity; protein binding
Source: RefSeq, a predicted model, not a curated record